This is a messenger RNA of Daucus carota subsp. sativus, 1590 nucleotides long. RefSeq names its product 3-ketoacyl-CoA synthase 2. Lineage: Eukaryota; Viridiplantae; Streptophyta; Magnoliopsida; Apiales; Apiaceae. Gene Ontology annotation, cellular component: membrane. The record is from RefSeq and is a predicted model, not a curated record. The transcript is spliced from 2 exons. The coding region runs from base 111 to 1472 and encodes 453 amino acids. Gene Ontology annotation, biological process: fatty acid biosynthetic process. Gene Ontology annotation, molecular function: acyltransferase activity, transferring groups other than amino-acyl groups.
UCUUCAAGGCAUUCUAUGUGUUGAAGAAUUUAUUCACAGGCUUAAUGUAUAUGUUACUUGUACUGUUUCUGGCAAUCACAUACGUUCUUUUUUGUCUCGACAAGUAAGAUAUGUUGAUCAUGUUAUAUGUGAUGCUAUCAAAGUACCUCGAAUUCUAUUUCCCUAUGACAAUAUUGUUCUGUAUUAUAGUCAUGUUUUCAGUAAGAUUCUACGUGAAACGGGUUUCAAGAAAUGUUUAUCUUCUGAAUUUCGCGUGUUACAAGCCACCGGCCUCUCUAAUGUGUAGCAAACAACAAUUCAUGGACCUAUCAAGAAGAUCAGGAGCCUUCAGGGAAGAAAGUUUAGCUUUUCAGAAGAAGGUAUUGGAGAGGUCAGGAAUAGGUGAGAAGGCCUAUAUUUCGGAAGGGUUGCACAGAGUUCCAGCAGAAGUGAGCACGAGGGAGGCACGUAAAGAGGCAGAGAAGGUGAUAUUUGGUGCCAUAGAUGAGCUCCUGAGUAAGGUGCAGAAUGUGAAGGUUAGUGACAUUGGAAUUUUGGUGUUGAAUUGCAGCAUGUUCAAUCCAACACCUUCAUUAUCUUCGGCUAUUGUGAAUCGUUACAAUCUAAGAAGCAAUAUUCUGAGCUACAAUCUCGCUGGAAUGGGUUGCAGUGCAGGAAAUAUUUCUAUUGACCUUGCCAAAAAUCUUCUACAAGUGCAUUCAAAUUACUACGCCCUUGUAAUAAACCUAGAAUGUAGUAACGAGAACUGGUAUAGAGGCAAUGAUCGCUCAAUGCUCGUCUCUAAUUGCAUCUUCCGCAUGGGUGGUGCUGCAAUUCUCCUCUCCAGUUGCCCCAUCGAUAGAUUCUCUUCAAAGUACCAACUCACUCAUACUGUGCGUACUCACAAGGGCGCAGAUGACCUCGCCUACAACUCCGUCUUGAAACAAGAAGACGACGACACCAUUGUAGGCGUCAAACUCUCCAAACACCUUAUUGCUGUUGCAGGAGAUGCAAUAAAAACGAACAUCAUGACAUUAGGCCCAUUGGUCCUUCCAGUGUCCGAGCAGCUCGUAUUUCUAGCUACAAUGCUUGCCAAGAAGGUCUUGAAGAUGAAAAUCAAGCCAUAUGUUCCGGAUUUCAAGAAGGCUAUAGAGCAUUUUAUGAUACAUGCAGGAGGACCAGCAGUGCUGGACGCGGUGGAGAAGAAUCUGAUGAUCACGGAAUGGCACAUGGAGCCUUCGAGAAUGACGCUCUACAGGUUUGGGAAUACUUCCAGCUGUUCUAUCUGGUAUCAGCUUGCGUAUGCUGAGGCCAAGGGGAGGAUCCGAAAAGGUAACAGGGUUUGGCAAAUUGCGUUCGGAUCAGGCUUCAAGUGUAGCAGUUGUGUGUGGCAUGCUCUGAGAAAUGUCGAUCCGGUUCUGGAGAUUAGUCCUUGGACGGAUUUGAUCGAUGAUUUCCCGGUUAGGGUGUCCAAAGCACAAGUUUUUGAGUAGUUUGACAUUUCGGCUUUCACUUGUGUUGUUUCUAAGUACCACCUGGUUUUCUACUUGUAACAGUGAAAUUAGUUCUGGCCUUUUGGGCAUGAUGUGCAUGGUUUAUAGGUACAUGCCU